Molecule: messenger RNA, 8379 nt
Organism: Vidua chalybeata
Lineage: Eukaryota; Metazoa; Chordata; Aves; Passeriformes; Viduidae
Gene: TULP4
Product: TUB like protein 4
Exons: 17
Coding region: 3253-7971 (1572 amino acids)
Molecular function (GO): protein binding
Source: RefSeq, a predicted model, not a curated record
CCCAGCUCUCACACAUUAUCUCAAGCUUCAGUCUUUCAGAUUUUUGCACAUGUAGCAGGUCCUCUGGCACAAAGUUUGGCCCUUUCUUGCUACAGGUUGUAAAAUAAAAUGCUUAUGGAGCUUUGGGCAAUGCUGUGAAAAAUAUUUACUGUUUCAGUUUCUGAAAUGGUCUGUAAGUUUUGGUUACUUAAGCCAGCAGGGGGUAGGGCUUUUUCACUUCCUGCUCCCCAUGUACUAUUCGUUGGAUGGCAUUUCUAGAGCUGAUAAUUGCAGUUUGCUCGAGGUUUCCUUAAAUUACUGAGUGCCUCACACCUUUUAUGUUCAGGCAUUUUGUUACUCCUUUCUGAAGAAAGUGAAUGUGCAUUGAAUGUGAUACCAGAAGACAGCGUCAGAGUUUGCUUUUACCUAGGCUCUCCCAGGUCUUGUAGCGUUGGUAUCUCUGGAUUGUAUCCUGAAUUUCCAAGUUUGAAGGAUAAAGGCAUUCCUUCCGACAAGACACCCCCUUGACCCAUUACUGUAAGCAUUAUUUUCUGGGAGCAAAGGUUACGCUUAGCAUGGAACAUUGGUCAGCACAGUUAAUUUUCGCUCGCUGUGGCAUUUGGUGUGAGACAAAAUGCAGGAAUACAGCGCGUGUUAUUCUUGCGGGGAGGAGUGUGAAGUACACGAUGAGGCUCGAUGCCCCAGAUAUUGGCACCAACUUACUUUCCUUCUUUCUCAGCCCUGGAGGCAGGAGGGGCAAGCUCGCUCUCAGCGCUUUGCUGUCACAUCACGCCCACUAUUGUGAUUUCUGCUCCAGCGGGCGGUGAGGGGCUGGCGGGGCACAGGGACGUGCUGGCGACUGUUUCCCCCAGAAACGAACUGUCAGACAAGCUGUCCCCACGCCUCGCUGCGCUGUGUCCCGGCCACGGGCCAGCCCCGCGUCCCGGCGGGGCCCAUCCCGGCCCAUCCCGGCCCAUCCCGGCGGGGGCGGAGCCGGGCCGGGGCAGGGCGGCGGUCACGUGGCGGGGUCACGUGGCGGGCGAGCCGGGCCCAGCCGCCGCCGCCGCCGCUCCGGGAGCGGUAGUUUCAUUUUGCCAGGAUUAAAUUUGCCUGUCCAAGGAUUACUGAUUCAUGAGCAACGUCCUGUGUUUUGAAUAGAAAGACAAUUUAUUUUUUUGUGCAUUGCAUCACUGCUUCUGACAACAGACUGGAUUUAUCACCUCGUCAACAGAGUUGGAAGAAUCCAGGGGUUUCAAGUUUUGAGUAGCGGCCGUCUUACAAGCUUACCACACCUAAACUGAAAAGGCAGAUGCAGCUCUGAGUACCCGAUUGGUGUGUGCACUGCAUGUACAUGAAAACGCACAUGUUUUUGUCAUCACGUAGACUUGCUCUGGCAUAUUCCUGAGAGCUUUGCAAUUGAUGAAAAUUAAUUUGAGAGCCAGAUGGAGCACCUUCGCAGCACAGGAAUCAGUAAUCCAUGGAAAGACACCUGCCAGUAAUGUUCAACUUUCCACAUGGUCUUCACGGGUGAAAAAAGUCUGCAAGAAGAGAAAGAAAAAACACCCUCUGUGCGGAAAAAGCUUAAUAAAUACCUCCCCAGUCUAAAUUGAUAGCUGUGAGGGAAACAGACGAAUCAAGAGGGCAGAGGAAACUGAUUUAGUUCUAGCAGAGGAAUAAUGUAUGGUCUUCGGCACAUUUUGCUUUGGGCUCAGUAGAUUGUGAAUGGACAAUAUAAAUCGUGACCUUCUGCUGAGCAAUGAUGACUGGAAGUAAAUAAGUUGAGGAACUAUGGGACAAGUCUGGGCAUUGAACUGAGCAAACCUCGCCAUCCUUCUUGAGUUAACCAGGUCAUCAAACUUGCAUAUCCUUUCUCCCUCUCCUUUUUCCUCUUUUCACUUAGUGUGAUAUAAAUACUAGCUAAUUGAGCUCGUAAAUGUUAUUCAAAUAAAACGAUUGGAAUACUUCAUAUGUUUCCUUCUUGUACAGCUGCAAAUGUUGUGUCUGGAACUAUGAAUCUGUGCGGUAGACAAGCAUCAAGAAGGAAAGAUCCUAUCAAACAAGCAAGGAAAAUAUCUAGAGAAAUAGUGAACCCAGGAAGUCAGAUUUUUAAUGCUGCUUCUCUUUCUUUUUUAGAUGAUUAUAUUUCUUCCUUCCUUGAAUUUUAGAAGAUUUUGAGAGAGUGCUUACUUGAAAGAGUGCUUUAAUUCUGGCAUUUGUUUUUUAUGGUAGAAUGAAAAGUCUGUGAUUCCUUGUAGCAGAAAAAAAGGGACAAGUAAAGGAAAAACAGCUUGACAUUUUAGCCCGUUUCACAGGAAAGAGAACUUCAUGGUUCACCUGAGGCAAAUGUACCUACUUUAAAAGCUAAAAGCUUUAGAGCAUUUUUGAUUCUGCUAUAAAUGAAGAGAGGGUUCUUUUUCAUUCGUGUGUGGCAGCAAAAAGUGGGAAAGCAGGCAAGAUAGCGUGAUAAACAGUUCAGGCUGUGUUGGGUCUCUGGUGGAAAAAAAGUGCUGCGAUGAAAAUUGGAUUGGCUUUGGAUUGCAAAAACUUUUGAGUCCAACGAGCGGUUCAGUACCAAGAGGGAUUUCCCAAUUGGCCUGGCACACCAGUGCCUGCACAAGUUCGGGUCUGUUGUUUCACACGGUUUGUGUGCCUUUUUUUCCCUUUAUGCAAUCUCUUUCAGCUUUAGCAGCAGAAAUACAUCAGAUGGAAAAGAUAUGCCAGAGGGCAGCUUGGAAAAGAGGAAUGUCAUAUAUAUACAUAUAUAUGUAUGUGCGUGUGUUUAAAUUUCUGCAACUGAACUUUUGAAGAAAAUCUGACUGGAGGAAAUUUUAAAAGCCUUAAGUUACUUGAAACCUACACAUUUGCAACUCUUUGUCUCUGGAAUUGCAUUACGCUAAACUGGAAUCUCAGGCUGAAUAAAGAUUAUAUCAAGUUGAGCAAAAAGAUGACUUAACCAUUUCUUGAGCGCCUCUUAUGAAGUAGCUGUUUCUCCAAAGGAUAAGUGCACCCCCACUCUACAGACUCAAAACAAAAAUGAACCUGAAUUUUUUUUUUAAGUGUUACUUUUUCUUAGCCAACUGCCAUCAUCUUUUAUAGAGGAAUUUUUCACUAUGCAUUUGGUGGAUAUUUAUAAACACUGACCCCAUCCUCCUCCCUUUCAAUGAUCUAUCCAGGUCAGUCUUAUCAAUAAAAAAAAAAAAAAAAAAUUUGAUUUAAAUUUUGUGCACUAGACAUAUUACUUUCUUAUGUCAAAAAAUAAAAUAUUUAAAAAGCAUGUAUGCAGCAGUGGAACAUGGGCCUGUUCUUUGCAGCGAUUCCAACAUCCUCUGCCUGUCCUGGAAAGGCAGAGUCCCCAAAAGUGAGAAGGAGAAACCAGUGUGCAGGAGGCGGUACUAUGAGGAAGGCUGGUUGGCAACGGGCAAUGGCAGAGGAGUUGUAGGCGUCACUUUCACUUCCAGCCAUUGCAGGAGGGACCGGAACACCCCUCAGAGAAUCAACUUCAAUUUGAGGGGCCACAACAGUGAGGUUGUGCUGGUGAGAUGGAAUGAACCAUUCCAGAAAUUAGCAACCUGCGAUGCAGAUGGAGGAAUAUUUGUUUGGAUACAAUAUGAAGGCAGAUGGUCUGUGGAGCUCGUGAACGAUCGUGGGGCACAGGUAAGCGACUUUACAUGGAGCCAUGAUGGGACUCAAGCACUUAUCUCCUAUAGAGAUGGAUUUGUGCUGGUUGGUUCAGUCAGCGGACAAAGACACUGGUCUUCAGAAAUAAACUUGGAGAGUCAGAUCACCUGUGGCAUAUGGACUCCAGAUGACCAACAGGUACUGUUUGGCACUGCUGAUGGACAAGUUAUCGUCAUGGACUGCCAUGGGCGAAUGCUGGCCCACGUGCUCCUUCAUGAGUCAGAUGGCAUCCUCAACAUGUCCUGGAACUACCCCAGCUUCCUGGUGGAGGACAGCAGCGAGAGCGACACGGACUCCGACGACUAUUCCCCACCACAAGAUGGACCAGCUGCCUAUCCAGUCCCGGUGCAGAACACCAAGCCACUACUUACUGUCAGCUUCACGUCAGGAGACAUCAGUUUAAUGAACAAUUAUGAUGACUUGUCUCCUACUAUCAUCCGCUCAGGGUUGAAAGAUGUGGUGGUACAGUGGUGCACACAAGGAGACCUGCUUGCAGUAGCAGGCAUGGAGAAGCAGAACCAGCUGGUUGACCUCAGCAAUGGUUCCCUGCUGAAAAGCGCACUUGUCAAGUUCUACAACGUGCGUGGGGAGCAUAUCUACACUCUGGAGACACCUGUGCAGCGUCCCAUCAUCUCGAUCUGUUGGGGUCACAGGGAUUCCCGCCUGCUGAUGGCUUCUGGGCCCGCGCUGUACGUUGUCAGAGUGGAGCACAGGGUCUCCAGCCUGCAGCUGCUGUGCCAGCAGACCAUCGCCAGCUGCCUGCGGGAUGACAAGGACAUCAGCAAGCUGACCCUACCCCCUCGGCUCUGCUCGUACCUCACCACUGCCUUCAUACCAACAAUCAAGCCUCCAAUCCCAGACCCAAACAAUAUGAGAGAUUUUGUCAGCUACCCAACAGCUGGUAAUGAACGGCUUCACUGCACCAUGAAGCGGACGGAAGAUGACCCAGAGGUUGGUGGUCCAUGUUAUACACUGUACUUGGAAUACCUUGGGGGACUGGUGCCCAUCCUGAAAGGACGUCGUAUCAGCAAGCUGCGGCCGGAGUUUGUCAUCAUGGAUCCUAAAACAGAUGGAAAAGCAGAUGAAAUCUAUGGAAACAGCUUGAUUUCCACUGUGAUUGACAGCUGCAACUGCUCUGACUCCAGCGAUAUCGAACUCAGCGAUGACUGGGCAGCAAAGAAAUCUCCAAAAAUCAGUCGAGCUAGCAAAUCACCUAAACUCCCCAGCAGAAUCAAUAUAGAAGCUCGCAAAUCUCCAAAGAUGUCACGAGCUGCACAGGAGAUCUCAAGAUCACCAAGGUUACCAAUAAGGAAACCCUCUAUUGGUUCUCCAAGCCUGACACGAAGAGAGUUUCCUUUAGAAGAUAUUACUCAGCACAACUAUCUUGCUCAGGUCACAUCUAAUAUCUGGGGAACCAAAUUUAAAAUUGUGGGUUUGGCUGCUUUCCUACCAACUAACCUUGGUGCAGUAAUAUAUAAAACCAGUUUGCUGCAUCUGCAGCCCAGACAAAUGACAAUAUAUCUCCCAGAAGUGCGGAAGAUUUCAAUGGACUACAUUAACAUGCCUGUCUUUAAUCCAAACGUUUUCAGCGAAGACGAGGAUGAUUUACCAGUGCCCGGCGCCCCCGGCGCGCCCGCCAGCAGCCCGCCCUGCACCGUCAACAUCCCCAUCGCGCCCAUCCACAGCUCGGCGCAGGCCAUGUCGCCCACGCAGAGCAUCGGCCUGGUCCAGUCGCUGCUCGCCAACCAGAACGUGCAGCUGGAUGUGCUGGCAAACCCGCCGGCCGAGGCGGGGAGCGACGGGCCGGGGCCCUUCCCGGGGGCUCCGGGCCGCUUUCCCGGUCCCGGGGCGGGGGCGCUGGCCGUGGGCGAGCUGGGCCGCCCGGCCCCGCCGCCGCUCGCCCCGCCGCCCCCCGCGCCCCCCGCCAUCGCCCUGGCCGACCUGCGGGACCACGGCGACCGCGAGCAUGAGCCCCCGCCCAAGGCCAAGGCCCCGCGGCCGGGGCCGCCGCUGGUAGAAGGGGACGCCGUCAUCUUCGGGGCCGCUCAGGAGCUACAGCUGAACAAGAUGAACCCGCCGCCUCCCUACCCCGGCACCAUCCCCGCCGUGCCCGCCACCCCCCUGCCGCCCCCGCCCGGGCCCCCGCAGCCGCCCCUCGAUCUCUGCCUCAAGAAGGGCGAGUUCUCCCUCUACCCGGCGGGGCACUACCAGACGCCCCUGGGGUACGAGCGGAUAACGACGUUCGACAGCAGCGGGAAUGUGGAGGAGGUGUGCCGGCCUCGCACCAGGAUGCUCUGUGCCCAGAGCACCUACACCCUGCCGGGCCCCGGCAGCUCCGCCACCUUGCGCAUCACAGCUGCCGAGAAGAAGAUGCAGCAGCCCUGUGCCAGCGCCACCUUGAACCGGCUGACGGUCCCCCGUUACUCCAUCCCAGCCGGGGACCCGCCGCCCUACCCUGACAUUGCCAGCCAGCUGUCUCAGGGCAGAAGCAUGGCGCAGAGGCUGGACAGCAGUAUCAUUCAUGCUACUCUGCGCAGGAACAGCAGAGAGGCAGCCCUGAAAAUGGCUCAGCUGAUGGAUGGUCAGAGAGCCACCUUGCAACUUCCCCCUAAGGCCAAGAGCAACAUUGUGUCAGCACAGUACCAGCAGAGAGUGCCCACAGCCUUGUACACUUGCAGCCAAUGCAGCAGUGGCGCCACUGGCAGCAGCAGCAGUGCAAGCGCUGGUGGCGCGGGCAACAUCACUAGUGCCAAUGCUGGUAGCAGCACUUCCAGCAUUGGUGGCAUGAGACCAGAUCUGAGCACAGGGAGUGGCUCCCAACACAGCUCUGUCAUUGCUCACUCUGUCAGUACUUCACCUCUGGCCUCCCAGUCCUCCUACAGCUUGCUGAGCCCGCCUGACAAUUCCCGUGACCGAGCGGAUUAUAUCAACUCCGCUUUCACAGAGGAUGAGGCCCUUUCUCAGCACUGCCCAGUGGAGAAAUCAGUGCGGCACGUACCUGUGUCCUUGACAGAGGCUACCCUUAGUGUAAAACGGCCACCGCCGUACCAGUGGGAUCCUCUGGUGAGUGAAGAGAUAUGGGUUCCUCAGGAAAGGACAUCUCAGAGCUCAGUGCCCAACCCUCUAAAACCUCCUCCGCUCAUCAUUGGUCAAGCUCAACAUCUGGAUAUGUCUCGAGUGCCAUUUGUUUCCCCCAAGUCUCCAACCAGUCCCACUGCCACUUUUCAGACGAGUUAUGGGGUUGGAGUACCUUACCCAGGAAGCUACAGUGCCCCACCCCUUCAGGGAAUGCAGGCCCCCUGCUCCCCCAAAGAAGCUCUGGCCCCAACACAGUUUGCACAGCAGGAGCCCACAGUUGUGCUUCAGCCAGGUUAUUCAUCCAACCUCCCCUAUUGCCCUUUGCCGCCCAUGUACCCGGGAAGCAGCACUUGCUCUAGUUUACAGCUGCCACCGAUCGCCUUGCACCCGUGGAGCUCCUACAGCGCCUGCCCACCCGUACAGAACCCCCAGGGCACCUUGCCCCCCAAGCCGCUCCUCGUGGUGGAGAAGCCAGUGAUGUCUCCCCCGCCAGCAGAGCUGCAGGGCCACGUGGGCACAGAAGUAAUGGUGGAGACAGCAGACACUUUUCAGGAGGUGCUCUCCUUGACAGAAAGCCCUGUUCCUCAAAGGACAGACAAAUUUGGCAAGAAGAGCCGGAAACGCCUGGACAGUCGAGCCGAGGAAGGAAAUGUGCAGGCUAUCACUGAGGGCAAAGUCAAAAAGGAGGCAAGGACACUGACUGACUUCAAUUCACUGAUAGCCAGCCCUCGGCUGGGGAGGGAGAAGAAGAAGGUCAAGAGCCAAAAAGAUCAGCUUAAGUCCAAGAAACUAAACAAGACAAAUGAGUUUCAGGACAGUUCAGAGAGUGAGCCGGAGCUUUUUAUCAGCGGAGAUGAACUGAUGAACCAGAGCCAGGGCAGUAAAAAGGGUUGGAAAACUAAAAGGAGUUUGAGGACAGCCAGUGAGCUGGAUGAAUUCAAGUGCCGGAAGGCCAGUGAGAAGGAAGAUGGGCGACUGGGAAGCCAAGGCUUUGUGUAUGUGAUGGCCAACAAGCAGCCACUGUGGAACGAAGCAACGCAAGUCUACCAGCUGGACUUCGGAGGGCGGGUGACCCAGGAGUCGGCAAAAAACUUCCAGAUUGAGCUGGAAGGACGACAGGUGAUGCAGUUUGGAAGAAUUGAUGGCAAUGCUUACAUUUUGGACUUUCAGUAUCCAUUUUCUGCAGUGCAAGCCUUUGCUGUUGCUCUGGCUAAUGUGACUCAACGCCUCAAAUGAAAAAGCAGAGACUGGAGAGAGGAAAAUGUUAACCUUCUCAUAAAGUCCAAACCGGAAAAUGUCAGGGCAGCCUGCUUUAGGUGGGCAGAGAUGCCUGGGAGUUAAGAAGGCAGUAAAACUGGAAAAGUCUCUUGAUGCCCACCAGAAGGGCAUUAACUCUAAUCAGUCAUGGGGUGGAGGGUGGGGGGCUGUUUUCUGUUUGUUUGUUUGUUUGUUAGCUUGUUUGUUUUCUGGUUUCUUUUUCUUUUCAAGCAUUGUGCUGGGUCUCAGAAAGAGCGAAGGGUUGAGAACCAUUCAGUGUUACGUGGAAAAGUGUGGCUUUUGGCUUGUUGUGGUGGUUCUGCUGUGUGUGCUACAGUAGCUGAUGUAAGCUCAUGGGGGAAUUAAAACAGACUGCUCUUUUUGAUA